UAGUAUUUCUUUGCUAUAAAUGGUGUACAUUAUCUAUUAGUUUUGAGUUUUUGACUUUAAAAUCUUAACUAAAUUGAAGUUUGAAAGUUCUUAGAGAUUUAGAAAGUUGCAAAAGCAAGCUGACUAUUGAACAGGAUUCCGCAGAUAAUUGCAGUGACCCCUCAAGUAUUAAUUAUUUAUCUAUCAAUCAAAGUUCACAAACAAUUAUUUGCACAACAUUUUCAACAGUGCAGUAUUUUCAAUUUUAAAUACUCAACAACUUGCUUAGAAAUGGCACAAAAAACCGCUUUAUUCAUUGUUGCAGAAGGUAGUGAAGAGCUUGAAUUAGUCGCUCCUGUUGACAUCCUUCGUCGAGCUAAUGUGACUGUAACAAUUGCUGAUGUAGCUGAUUCUGAAUAUGUGAAGACUAAAUCAAAUCUACUAAUUAAAACUGAUGCCAAGUUAGGAGAUGUAAAAAAUAACAAGUUUGAUGCUGUUGUUAUACCCGGUGGUCCAUCGUACAAGACCUUGGCUUCAGCUGAUAUUGUUGGACAAAUUUUACUUGAACACGAAAAAUCUGGUAAAGUCAUUGCUGCUAUCUGUGCUGCCCCAUUUGUGUUGUUCAAACAUGGAAUUGCUAAAGGAAAAUCAUUGACAUCUUAUCCAACUGUUAAAAGUGAUAUUGAGGGUUGUUACCAAUACAAAGAAGAUAGUACAGUAGUUGAUGGAAAUCUGGUAACCAGUCGUGGACCUGCUACUGCUGUUGAAUUUGGAUUAAGCUUAGUAGAAGUGUUGCUUGGUAAUGAAGAAAAAGUUAAAGUUGCCAAAGGCAUUCUUUAUCCUUGUUAAAAUAUGAUUGUUUUUUUUUAAUAUUUAUAUAAAGAUUAAAAAUAAAGUUUAUAAGCUUUAACAAAA
Molecule: messenger RNA, 894 nt
Organism: Aphis gossypii (cotton aphid)
Lineage: Eukaryota; Metazoa; Arthropoda; Insecta; Hemiptera; Aphididae
Product: protein dj-1beta-like
Exons: 6
Coding region: 271-828 (185 amino acids)
Biological process (GO): protein deglycation, glyoxal removal; guanine deglycation, glyoxal removal
Cellular component (GO): nucleus; cytosol
Molecular function (GO): protein deglycase activity
Source: RefSeq, a predicted model, not a curated record